This is a messenger RNA of Miniopterus natalensis, 709 nucleotides long. NCBI's taxonomy places the organism in Eukaryota, Metazoa, Chordata, Mammalia, Chiroptera, Miniopteridae. The record is from RefSeq and is a predicted model, not a curated record.
UUGUUGGAGACUGAACCAUUGCGAGGAAGAGAUGAAGAUGCAGUAGCCAGUGCUGACUUCUCUAGCAUGCUCUCUGAGGAGGAAAGAGAGGAGCUAAAGGCAGAAUUAGUUCAGCUAGAAGACGAAAUUACAACAUUACGACAAGUUUUAUCAGCGAAAGAAAGGCAUCUGGUUGAGAUAAAACAAAAACUUGGCAUGAACCUGAUGAAUGAAUUAAAACAGAACUUCAGCAAGAGCUGGCAUGACAUGCAGACCACGACUGCCUAUAAGAAGACACAUGAAACCCUGAGUCACGCAGGGCAGAAGGCAACUGCUGCUUUCAGCAACGUGGGGACGGCCAUUAGCAAGAAGUUUGGAGACAUGAGCUACUCCAUUCGCCAUUCCAUAAGUAUGCCUGCUAUGAGGAAUUCUCCUACUUUCAAAUCAUUUGAGGAGAGGGUUGAGACAACUGUCACAAGUCUUAAGGUACAGAUGAAGUGAAUGUUGUGUCAUCGGGGCCAUUGAAUCAGGACAGCAUAGUUAUUGCUGCAGUUAGUUCCAAAGGUGGGGCUGCCAGGAUCUGGUGCAGUAAAGAAGGCAGCCAGCACAGUCAGUCUUCACAUACAAAUGUAUAAACAAAACCAGGAUUGAAUAGUGUUACUGUAGCCUUACAAAGUUGUUCAUAUAAACCACUAGGAAUGAAUUGUUUAAUAAAAGGAAUUGGGGUUUA